Messenger RNA from Drosophila arizonae, 2965 nucleotides. RefSeq names its product protein lines homolog (gene lin). NCBI's taxonomy places the organism in Eukaryota, Metazoa, Arthropoda, Insecta, Diptera, Drosophilidae. The record is from RefSeq and is a predicted model, not a curated record.
CCAACACUACAAAAAGAUGGCGACGCGCUCGCUACUUGUUAAUUAACAGUGCCAGUUGUUAUUUUUUUUUUUUGUAUAUUGCUUUUAAACCUUAAGCGAAUGAAAUAAAUAAAAUGUAAACAACAAAAACGCGAGACUUGAAUGCAGAACGAAACCAUAAUGCACUGCGCCUGCACAACCGAGAGUGAAGUGAAACAAAUUCAAAACGCUACAAAGUGCACGAUUUAACAAUUGAAAAGGACGUCGGGUACGUCAAUAAUAAAAAGAAAACAACACGCAACAUGGACACAGAAACGGGCAGCACCACCAGCAGCAACAGUAGCAGCAGCAGCAGCAGCAGUAAUUCAAGUAGCAGCAGCAGCAAUGGAAACAUUGCCUAUGCCAGCACAGAUGUCUCCACCAAUCAUCUCAACGAACAGCCACAAACGAAACGCCAGAAAAUAGAUAAACAAAUACAUUUGGUGGCUGCCAAAUCGCCGCCGGACAUAUUGGCAGCAGCUGCAGCGGAUGUGAUGGAUGCCAAUGGCAACAAUCGGAGUCAUCUGUUAUCCUCAUCGCUGUCUUCGUCCUGUUCCACACACUCGCUGCCCAGCAGCACAAACAACUCGCCGACAACGACUCCCAGUAAUUCGCGUGCCGCCUCCUAUGCGCAACUACUGGGCGGUGUCCAGCACUUAGUCAACAAUAUCUUGCCACAAAAGGGCAGCGAAGGCGUUGCCAAGGAUGAGGUCGAUCGAGCAGCGCAGCUAACCGAACUGCUAAUGGCCACAAAGGAGCUGACUCAGACAACGACCAGCAGCAGCAAUAGCAGCAGUAGCAAUAAUAUCUGCUCCGCUUCCUCCUCCGCCUCGACCAUUGAUGAUAUGCUGGAAUUUGAGCAAUCGCUGACACGCCAAUGCCUCUGCGGCGUCUCAGAGCGCACGCUAAGGAAGCCCUUCCAAUCACACUACUCACACGACUCGAAUGGCCAGAAGCGCAUUGCCUACUUGCGGGAAUGGCCAACCAACAAGCUGUUGCAGUUCCUCUCCAAUUUGCAGCUGCUCUUCGACAUUUACCUGAAACAGAAUGCGAAGGGCUUCAUUUGCACUCGAAUUAUGGACGUGUGCGAUGCUUUAAUACGCAACGAUCACAAGCUGAUCGAUGAGAUUAUCGUGCUGGCCGGCUACAACAAUUCCUAUGUGCAAUUUUUGGCAGCGCGUGUCCUGGCCGCCUUUUUGGUCAUUGCCAAACAGGAGCUGAACGACGAGUGGCUGCAAAAGAUUGUCGAUCAAUUGUUCAACUACGAUCUGUUAGAUCAGACAGCCGUGCAGAAGAUACACUUUAGCUUAGAUAUAAUCAAACGGAUUGUGGAGUGGAAGGAUGUGGAGCUGCAUCCGCUUGACGAUGAAUAUACGACGAGCAGCACGGCAGCCAGCACAGCGGCAGAUACGUCCAUUAGUUAUAUGCAUUUCCCCGUGCAGGAUCAGCCACUGGCGAAUAACUAUUUCGCGCUACAAUUCCGUGAUGCAGUCGAGGCUGAUGUGGACCAUUACGAGCAUAGCCAGAGUACAACAACAACAACAAAUAAUAGCAGUAAUUCACCCGCUAACUAUAUACCAGCCAAUGGUUGCCAUGUCGUCGCCCUAACCGACUCGGAGAGCUUCGAUACAACGCAUCUAAAAUGUGUAACCAUACAGAAGCUGGAGCACAAAUGGCCAACGCUAGUGAAGCACAUGUCGGAGCUGAUGGCUCCAGUGCAUCAGGAUAGCGCCGAGCAUUGUGUGCUCAACUUUCUGCAGCUGUGGGAGAACAUCAUUUCCGUCAAGGCGAAUCUCUCGAUAGACGAGACGCGUCCGUUCUACGCGCAGCUGGACAAGUUUGAGCUGCUGCUCAAUCACAAUCUGUCGUGCACGGUCUACAAGCAGAUGCUGUGCCUCUUCAAUGAGGCGCUCUGCUAUGGCUCCACGCUGGCGCUGCAGGACAUGCUGCCGGAGGAGACAUGCAGGCUGGCCCAUCAGAUUGUCUGCCAUGUGCGCAGCUUGCGCAUACUCGAAUCCUUGCCACGGCGCCAGCCCCAGAAUAUUGUUGGACUGAUUGGUUACAAUGGUGCUCCCGUCAAUUAUGUGCCUGGCACUCUACUCGUUCACAACUCUCUGCCGGCACACGAGGGGACAGAGGCGGCAGCAGCUGGUGGCGUUGGCCUCAUCGAAAUGGAUAAGACUUUGCUGCAGAAGAUGGUGCUACUGGUGCUGAAAUCGAUAGCGGUUACUGUGAAAGAAAUACGCAGCGAUUCAUCGGACUCGUCGAUAGAUUCAACCGAUUACGAUGCCUUUCAGGAUAUACAGCUGAUCGAGCGAUCGAUAAGAGAUGUCCUGAGCAAACUGGAAACGUUCAUCAAGCAGACACUGGAGUUCCAUCCCGAAUGCCAUUUUAGUAAGAUUCUGAUACAUCUCUUUGAUGAUCAGGAUGAUCACUUGAUAGAGGCAAUGGUCUGCACCCUGGACGUCACAUCGGGCAUCUCGUUUCGGAAUAAUGCAUUCCCUGAGCUGGUCGCCAUGCUGAAUCCUGUAUAUACAUUCCUGGAGUUUCUCAAAAUGGCAUCGAAUAGCUCGGACCUGUUGCUGGAUCUGCUUGUCAGCAAUGAGACGUGCUUUCUGCUGUAUUUGCUGCGAUUUCUCAAAUAUAUACGGAUGAACUGGACGAUGUUUGUGCAUAGCUGCCAUAGCUUUGGCAUGGGCAAUGCCAUGCUGGACGAGGCGAUGGGCGUGCUCAUCCGCUUGCGUCUGCAAAUAUCCCGGCUCGUCUCUCGACAACUAUAUCCCUAUGAUAUAUCGCCCGUGCUUCGUUUGCUGGAGAGCUGCGAAAGCCUGUACGAAGGCAAUGAGCUUAGUUAAAGAUUAAUCCUUAAUCACACUUCCACAAUUGCAAUUAAAAUACGUAAUUUAUUAUUUUGUAUUUAAAUGAAUAGCUGAAGAUGAAGACGGAG